Lactuca saligna is the source of this 2246-nucleotide messenger RNA. NCBI's taxonomy places the organism in Eukaryota, Viridiplantae, Streptophyta, Magnoliopsida, Asterales, Asteraceae. The record is from the annotation of a GenBank genome assembly.
AUUUAUCGUCACCCGCUGAAAUUUCAACCACCAUAAUCGGAACCCUAACGGGCCUUGUCACCGCCGUGAGGGAUGAUGAAUCGGGUGCUGACAACGCCUGCCACCCGUCUCCGCCAACAAUUUACGCGGCCGACGUCGAAUACAAUCGCCACAGAUAAAGCUAACAGCGCGACGUUUUGGCAUUACCAGAUCCUCGAUCCAAACGGAGAAGCUGUGACUCGAUGGUACCAAUUUUUCCUCGUGGUGUGCCUCGUCUCUCUCUUCAUCGAUCCCCUUUAUUUCUACCUUCCAUACGUCGGCGGAGACACCUGCAUGACCAAAGAUCACGCCGCCGCGAUCGCCAUCAAUACCUGGCGUUCAUUUGCAGAUAUUUUCUUCGUCGUUCACAUCGUCAUGAAGUUUCGCACUGCGUUUAUUGCUCCAAGCUCUAAGGUUUUCGGCAGAGGCGAACUCGUUAUGGACAAGCGUCAGAUUGCUCGGCGAUAUUUGAAGUCUGAUUUCGUAAUUGAUGUCGCUGCUAUGCUUCCAUUACCCCAGAUAGUUCACAAGCUGAUCAUACCAGCAACAAAUAAGAACACCAAAGAUCAUGCUAACAAUACACUAUCACUCAUCGUUCUGAUUCAGUACAUCCCUCGAUUGUUUGUGAUUUUUCCACUAAAUCAGCGGAUUAUAAAAUCUACAGGGUUUGUAGCUAAGACAGCUUGGGCAGGAGCUGCUUACAAUCUUCUACUUUACAUGCUAGCUAGUCAUGUCCUUGGGGCUACAUGGUAUUCGAUGUCUAUAGGGAGACAACAUUCAUGUUGGCAACAAGGAUGUAAAGAGGAGAUGGCUGAAAAAGUUUGUAUGAGUUUUUUGGAUUGUAAAAGCAUUGAUAAUCCAGAUCGCAAGAAAUGGCUUGAAUCCACAAGCUUGAGAACUCUAUGUGAUGCUAGCAAUGAAUCUUCUCCUUUUAAAUUCGGAAUGUUUGCAGAUGCUUUCACAAGCGAAGUUGCUUCUUCUAAGUUCUUCGAGAAGUAUUUAUAUUGCCUUUGGUGGGGUUUGAGAAAUUUGAGUUCAUAUGGACAGAAUCUGGACACGAGCAUCUAUAUAGGAGAGACGUUGUUCUGCAUCUUCAUAUGUAUCGGAGGCUUGAUUCUAUUCGCACAAUUGAUAGGAAACAUGCAGACGUAUUUGCAAUCGAUGACGUUAAGACUGGAAGAGUGGAGGAUUAAAAGAAGAGACACGGAGGAGUGGAUGAGACACCGUCAGUUACCGGAGGAAUUAGCAGACAGAAUCCGGCGAUUUGUUCAGUAUAAAUGGCUGGCGACGAGAGGCGUCGAUGAAGAAUAUAUUCUCCAGUCGUUACCCAUCGAUCUCCGCCGUGAAAUCCAACGCCAUCUCUGCCUUAACCUUGUUCGACGAGUCCCAUUCUUCUCACAAAUGGACGACAACCUUUUGGAUGCGAUCUGCGAACGCCUGGUGUCAUCCCUAAGCACGCAGGGCACAUACAUUGUUCGUGAAGAUGAUCCGGUAAACGAGAUGUUGUUCAUAAUUCGCGGACAACUAGAAUCCUCAACAACAGACGGCGGAAGAUCUGGAUUCUUCAAUUCAAUCACCCUUCGACCCGGUGACUUUUGUGGCGAAGAGCUACUCACGUGGGCCCUACUCCCUAAUGCCACAAGCUACCCUUCCUCCACAAGAUCCGUCCGAACCCUAACCGAAGUCGAAGGCUUUGCGUUACGCGCUGAAGAUUUAAAAUUCGUCGCGAAUCAAUUCAAAUACCUACAUAGUAAAAAACUCCAACACGCGUUCCGGUAUUAUUCCCAUCAAUGGCGAACAUGGGGCGCGGCUUUAAUUCAAGCAGCAUGGCGCAAAUAUAAAAGAAGAAAGCUCGCAAAGGAAUUGGCUCUUCAGGAGUUGAUGGAAGGGUUUUAUUAUGAGGAGUCGGGUAACGAUGGUACUCCGGGCAGUAGCAGUGAACAACAGUUUGGUGUUGGGGCGACUGUUUUGGCGUCGAGGUUUGCUACGAAUACAAGAAAAGGAAUCGGUCAUCAUAAAGUUUCUUCUGUUGAUUCGUCUACGAGUCUUAAAAUGCCUCAAUUGUUUAAACCGGAUGAGCCUAGGUUUUGAAAGUGACAAAGGUACAACAUACACUACAUAUGGUACAAGUUUAAGAAGCUUGGAUCUGUCCAAGGGCCAAAAAUGUUGAUGCAUGCGAUGGUGGGUGUUUGUUGUAAUUAGUAAAUAGUAUAGGGAGCUGUUGUGUC